AUGGGUUCCGAUUCCAGCUUUCCAUGCAGCAUGCAACUGCACAUCCCCUUCCCCACACCACGCCUCGCCUCCACGGCCCUCAAAGCCCUCCAGGUCGACCCGGAGCUGUCGCCCCUCGUCCAGCGAACCCUCUCCGUCGACGACGACGACGCGCAAGUGCUGCGGGUGGAGUACCGGGCCACGACGAACCGCAUGCUGCGCGUGGCCGUAAACUCCUUCAUGGAGGGCCUCAAGCUGGUCUUGGAGGUCAUGGAGCAGCUGGACGUGGACGUCUUGGCCGCGGGGGAGCAGAAGAGUUCAAUUCAAUCUCCGUGA
This is a messenger RNA of Trichoderma citrinoviride, 315 nucleotides long. RefSeq names its product Pcc1-domain-containing protein. The coding region runs from base 1 to 315 and encodes 104 amino acids. The record is from RefSeq and is a predicted model, not a curated record. Gene Ontology annotation, cellular component: EKC/KEOPS complex. Lineage: Eukaryota; Fungi; Ascomycota; Sordariomycetes; Hypocreales; Hypocreaceae. The transcript is spliced from 3 exons.